This is a messenger RNA of Rhopilema esculentum, 13507 nucleotides long. Lineage: Eukaryota; Metazoa; Cnidaria; Scyphozoa; Rhizostomeae; Rhizostomatidae. The record is from RefSeq and is a predicted model, not a curated record.
AGCUCCGUAAUUGACCAUUUUGGAGAUGCAAAGCCCAGAUUCUUAAGUAUAUUCAUUGAAAAAGAGAAAUUGUCUUGUCCUAUUAAAUAUAAAUUUAAAAACUUUUUUAUAUAGAUGCACUGAUCAACAUAAAAAGUUUUGCUGAUUGCAAAAAAGUUGUUUUAAGCUAUUAGCUCUGUUUGAGGAAGCUUUGAGAAAGAAUUGGGUUAUAACACUGUCUGCUUCUACCUUAUUUAAUUCAUAGGCAUCUGUUAUUACUGUUGCUAUUAUUGACAGACAGUGAUAAUGGAAAGGCUUAAACAUUACUUAUUAGUUUUUUAUUGAGUUAUAAUUUAUAGGCCCUAUACUUAUGGGCCCCUGGGUCGGUGACCCGCCUGGCCCCCCCUUCUCCUCAGCAUUUUAGGUAACAGGUACAGGUAAAAUUGGCUGUAAUGGAGUUCGUCUUAUAGUUACUGCUGGAUCUACUAUCUUUGGAGAAUUGUCUGUAGAUGAAUAACGUAUAGUAGACGAACUAUCGAUUGAAUUAUUUUCAUCAACUAUUGCAGCAGCAACGAUUCUUUGUCUAGGCGGUCUAGGUCUAGGGCUGGGUCUAGAUAAUGCUCCAGCAAUAGCUCUAGGUAUGGUACUAGGUAAUGGUGACAAAAAAAGAAGAAAUUUCCUCUCCACUCCAGCGAUAAUAUUGCAUAACCAUUGAUUUUCUUUUGUCUAAAUUAGCUCUUUGUAAACGAUUUUUACUAUUUUCAGACAUAUUUAAUCUGUUUAUAAAAGCAGCAUUAUAAACAGUACGUCCAUUUUGUCUUACUCCUCUUCAAACUGUGCGCUAUCUUCCAGGUACUCUAUAUCUUCUUAGAAACUGUUCAAAUUCGUCUGAACCAGAAGAUUCACUUAAUUAAUUUGGACGUGCAAUUAUCCAAUAAGAAAUAUUUAUUCGUGGAGGUGCUUCAGCAGGAUUAACAACGAAUUGUCGUGAAUUACUUGCUGAUGAUCCUAUUAUUAUAGGUGCAGCAUUAUUUCUUGUCAAUACUCUUCUUUCUACUACUUAAAAAGAUCUAUCUAUAAGUGAAACCUGUAAUCUUGCAUUACCUUAAGGUGAUACUCUGUUAUUAUGUAACAUCGUUAAUACUGAAUCAAAUGCAUUUCUUUUAUAUAAAUACUGGUAAUGUUCUUAAUGCUGAUAUUCGUACUGGUGAUAAUGGUAAGCUAAAGGGGUAAGCUAAACGGACUAAUUGAACCAUUUUCUACUACCUUUACCGUUAAAUAAUAAUCUUUUACUUUUGUUCUUUGUAAAUGCUUUGUUUAGUAUUCUUGUUAUAUAUUUCAUCAAUUUAUUUGGUCUUUUUUUAAAUGUAUAACACCCAUUUUUCUCAUUUAAAGAAAAUAAAAAGAGGAGAAUGAAACACUUUUACGUUAAAGUUUUGCAAUACGUUUUGCUAAGCCCAAAACAACAAAACAAACAUCUUGGAGUGGCUAGUAAAUUGGUAAUUCACUAGCCACUCCAAGACCUACUCUUGCCACAGUAAAAAAUCCCCGUUCUUUAAUUCUUCUAUUAUUUGUUCUUAUUCUAUUGGAAUAAUAAUUUCUAUCAUAACCUUUAAUAUCUAUAGCUCUUUUACCUCAUUUUUUAACUCUUCAUUUAUAAACUGGAAUAAAAUAGUAAUAUAAAAAGUUAAUAAAACAAUAAAAGAAGUUAACCCAUACUAUUCAAAACCUUCUUUGUACCCCAUUGAGAAGCACCCAAAAGUGCACCCAUAGCUGAUUUUUUAAGCUGCUUUUUUCGCAAAUUUUUAAAACAUCGCCCAGUAGAUUUAAAAGUCUGCUCAAUUUACCUUUUCCUUUUAAUAAUCUAGCAUGAUAACGACGUCUUUUUCUUCUACCUGGUUGACACUGAAUAUCAUAGGUUAUUUGGUGCUCAUUAAUAUUCAUGUUUGAUCAUGGUCUGUUGGAUUGGUCUGAUCGCUAUCAUUCCCAUUGCUUGGUGAUCACUGAAAACUGAUGUCUUUGUUUUUUGGCGGCAAAGUUUUAAUGGCGAAUGACAUGCUUAGAGCGAGUAAGAAGACCUGUAAUACAAGAGUUAUGAGGAAGCAUUAAAGGUCAUUCGAGAUUUUGAAGUUGACACAACUACAAAAUUUGUUAUUUGGAAGAAAAAAAUCUGUACUUCCCAAUAAAUGUCGCUCUGUUUGCAGUCCAUUGCUAGGCCCUUCUCUGUAAACUAGACUUAUCUAUGUUUAUUUAAUCUCAUAAUUUGGCUAACGAGCAACCUCAAGAUUUAAAUCUGUUGGUUGAAGUAGUUUUUUAAUUUACUCUACUGGUAGACACCAAAUUAUAAUUUGUUAAUCUUAUAUAAGUACUUUCUUUUAUAGAAAAAUUAACCUUUUGCAAUAUGUUUCUUUACAAUAAUCAGAAUAACCUUCACUUACAUUUGGAGGGUAAAAUAAGGAAUACAAAACAAAAGAACAAAAUAACACAUUUAGCAAGAAAGGACAAAAAUGGCUAAUUAUACGACACAAGUAAACUUUCUAGGCCUAGCUGAAGGUGAGAAAAGCGGAAUAAAUACAAUAGAUAAAAGAACAAAAGAGAAGCGCGAAGGCAGAUGGUUAACUACCCAGGAAUGCACAAAAACGAGAAAGGGUGAAUGCUGUCUGUCCCUACCAUGAAGAUUAGAAAAUAAUAUUAUGUGGAAAUAAUAAAUAGCUGUGAAAAGAAGAAAAUAAUCCAAGAGAUUGGAAAUAAAAAUAAAACUAUGUUUCAACUAACCUAAUAUUAAUAUUCCUGUAGCAAUGUUAUAAUCUUGAUUAACAUAUUCCUUCCUAAAAAAUGUUAUAAUAAUACAAAUAUUUCAGCAGGAUAAAAGCUUCAACAUAAGUAAUGCUGUUUUCAAUGCUUAUCCUGCUUAAAAGAAAAGAGAUGUUAAAAGCCUAAUUUACAAUUUCAUAACUACAUCUCUUGUACAUGCAGCAGCUUGCAGCUAAAGUUAAUAUGCCAUAUGUAAAUGUCACCCUAGAUGUCAGUGCUGCUAUAAAUGCCUUUAAAGUUUUAUGGAAUUAUCCAAAGAAAUUUGGCAAUGUUAUAAUUCAUCUCAGAGGUUUUCAUUUCAUCAAAGAGAACUUUGGUGUUUUUGGCAAGCUAGUGACUGGAUCAGGUUUUGAGGAUGUUGUGUUUCAGGCAGGAGUGUGUUCUUCUGGAAGCGUUAAGCCGCUCUUACACUGUCAGAUUUUGUGUAAUUCAAUUAUGUCGAAUCUAGUUUUGCUUCAGAUUUGCUGAAUCGAAUGCCGCUUCUACACGAUCAGAUUUUGUCGAAAAAGAUAAGAGUCAAAUGCCUCACAUCUGUUUAUGAAAUGGAGUGGGUUGCUUCCGCUGCCAGAGUUAUAGCACUGGUAUUAAAAAACGAAGAAAUAAGAGGCGAAAACGAACAAAAUGGACAAAAGAAUGGCUUAAUCAAUGUCCUGUAUUUGGAACAUACGAUACACAUUUGAAUGAGUUGCGCUUCACCAAAGGAAAGGACUACAUGAAGGACAACAUGAGUAUUUAGCAAUGAAUAAUUCUGUUUCUUCCUUUUUGUUGAACUUUGGCUGCGAUCACGCCAUUUUUUUAAAUGAUUGCAAACAGACUGAAACAAUACAGAAUUUGAUAAUUCAGAUGACGUAGCAGCGUGGGCGAGCAAGAACGUCAUUCAUUCACUUUUUGAUUUGAUGAAUGGAGUAGAACAUGUUGAUUCUUGAAAAAUCAAAUUCGACAACGCUGCUACAAAAAAAUCAGAUUCUGACUGUGUAAGAGCAGCUUUACAGGUGUUUUGACAGGUUCUCGUUACAACAGGGCCCGAACUAUACAUGCAGCUUUCUCUGAAGCUCUUGAAAGGUCACUGUUUGAACAAUUUUUCAACGAGACAGCCUUACUCUUCCAGAUUCUCUCUCUGAGCCACUUGAUGAUCCAACCCUCGAUAUUUUGGCAUUCCUCAAUAGCUACUGAAAAUGCAAAAAAAUCUUCACGAAAUAUCUUAACUUCAAAGAAUAUGCUCGCAAUGGAGACCUAGGGAAGACCCCUCAGUUCUGGGUACAAUUAUACAUGGAUCUGAUGGAAUGCCAAACAAGAAUAUAUUUGUCUGUUCAAGAGAAUGACUUUACUUCUUGACUUGCUGCAUGAAAAAUGUUCCUUCGAUGUUCUUUGCUCUGAACAAGCCAAAUUAUUGAUCAAAGGGGAGAGCAAACAUUUAAUCACGAUGCUAAGACUGCAGGAGGAAUUAAAAGUUUUGAUAGUGACAGCAAAUCUAUUUUGAAAUGAACACUAAAUAGGUCAGAACUAGCCAAGAACACAUCUGAACUGCUAAAAAUGGCUGAUAUAAAGUCCCCCAGAGAUAUUUAUAAAUCAUUGCAACCUUCAUAAAUCCUCAAAUCUGAGUCCUUCACUAAAAGAAUUGUCAAAACAUUAUAAGAAGAACACACAAAUACUUUUGGAUCUGAUUUGGAUAGAAGUUUAUUAUACAACUUGAGUUCUGGUGUGCCUGUGGAUGAAGUUCUGUGCGGUAGCAUACUAGGCACAAAAAAGAUAGGGGAAACACUACAGGAAGCGUUUGCUCAAGAAAGAUUGGUAAAGAGAAAAGUUCCGUUUCAUGAACCAAUAAAGAGAAACAAACUGGUUUCAUUCAAUAGUUCCUUGAAAAAGACUACAGCUGAGAGAAACAACGUGGUUGAAACAAUUGACCUUUACCCUAAUUACGUCAUCAAUGCAAAUUUGCGCUUUGCAUUUUGGGACUAGUCGUCACGCAGCCAACCAAAUUGUUUAUUUUUGUGAACCGACUUCGUGGAAAACAGCUUAAAAAACAUCAUACAAAUAUGUCAGAAAAUAGCGAUUCAGCCACAAUCCAAGCAAGAAAUCAAAGCCCUAGUUUUUUUAAAGACUCUUGCCCGGGCAUAAAUUAGGCCUAGCCCCAACAACGCUAUCCAAAACCAUGAAACCGAAAGCAUAAACAUUACAGAUGGCUGGACGAAACAGAGAAUAAUAUCGAAAAAGCACUUAUUCACCAAUCUUUUUCUUUUCUAAGACGUUGCAUUGCUCCGAAAGCUUUUAGAAACAAGAAGCAAGGGUAUAAACUCUGGAAGGAAGGAUUUGUACGCAAUGUCUCUGUCAGAGAAAAUGUCCCGAUGAAGAAUACUUCAUACAAUGUUUAUGUCCACCUAGAUCAGAGUGAUGGUGAAAUUCUGUACUCUAAAGGCAUGUGCAAGGCAGGUCAGAGUGGCUGUUGCAAACACGUGGCUGCUUUGCUUUUUACUUUGCUAGACUUCACUAAUGCACAGUACAGCAAAAUUCCUGAUAUGCUCACCUGCACUCAAGUUGCUCAAAAGUGGCAUGUGCCAUCAGCAACAAGUAUGACAUUGUCAGCUGCUGGGAAGUUUGAUGAUGUCAUUUUUAGUAAAUAUGAGCCAAACAAAGAAAAGAAAAGAGCAUUUGCCAGCCAAGCCAGUCAGGAUGACUGUGCAACCCCUCAGUUUGCUCAAAAAGUUAGUGCUAACGCAUUUAAACAACUGGCUAAUGAUUUGAGUGAUGCUGGAAGAGCCACAUUUUUGUGCAAAACUUUGCAAUCAAAUGACUUUAAGCCAACUGAGUUUUUUGAGACAUCAUGCAGAAAGCAGGAAUCCAGAGUCAGAGGGCAAACGGAGCAAAGCACAUCUGAAGAUGCUAUUAUAUUAAAUAUUUUUGAAAACAUCAACAGUGAAAACACACCUCCUUUUCAUCAAAGUGUCAUGAAGGAAGAGAUCAGGCUCAGUGUUCAAAAAUUGGUUCGAGUUUCUCGAAACCAAGCCAUAGACAUAUGCAUUGCAACACAAAGGCAAGCCAAGGAUCCUGCCUGGUUUGAUGAAAGAUGCAAACGUGUGACAGCAUCUCAUUUUAGGAAAAAUAUUUGGCCCAAGGCUAUCAUAAAUUCCAUCACAAGAGCAAGGGCUACAGAAAAAGAGAAUUUACCAGCACCAUUAAAAUGGGGUAUUGUUUAUGAAGAUGUAGCAAUCACAAGAUAUAUUGAAAGUAAACGAUUGGAUGGAAACUUUCAAAUUAAAAAAUGUGGAUUCAUUAUCAACACUGCUAUUCCAUGGCUUGGUUGUAGUCCAGAUGGGGUAGUUUUAAGAGACAAUGUACCAGCAGGGUGCAUUGAAGUAAAGUGCCCAUUCACCAAAAGAGAAAUGACUUUGGCUAGCGCUUCUGAGGAAAAAUCUUUCUUUUUGAAACCUGGUUCAAAUGGACUUCAGCUGAAGAAAAGACAUAAUUACUUUUACCAAUGUCAGGGUAUACUGAACAUUAUUAAUCUCCCAUGGAUUGACUUUGUUGUUUUUACAAAUCUGGACUUGCAUGUUGAAAGAAUUUAUAAGGACACUGAAUUAUGGCAGAAUACAAUGUUGCCUGAAGUGACAGAUUUUUAUUGUAAUUAUAUUUUUAAAGAUUGAUGAGAAUAACAUUUGAUUUUUUAAAGUUUUUUGAGUUUUAUAUCUCGAUGGUUUAGGCCUCUCUUAGGGAAAAUUUACUUUCUCAAUUUUUUGGAUUUUAACAGACGAGUUCAUAGUGACUUCAAAUGAUGUCACUUGAAAAUUCUAAAAAUAAAUCGACUUCUCAUAAUAUGGGAACAUCACAGAUGCAAUACUACAAAUUUUUUAAAUGUGAGGUGUUUACUUUUGAAGUAAUCAAAAAUGAUGUCAAUGAUGCUUACUAUUGGAGAUAAAAUUCUAUUGGAGGUUACUAUUGUCAAAUGUUCCUUCCCUCUAAGGAAAGGGAGUAUACUCAAAGAUACAUCCUUUGGUAAAACAUUCUCCAACUCAAAGCCUUUCUCAGCCAUUAUUAAGUCUCCCGGUUCUAGAAAACUCCAAACCCCACAAUCCACUGUUGCCUGUUUGUCCUACCUGCACAAGUCUAAUGCAAAUGAAAUACCACCUGCAGGUGAGAUUCCCACAAGUCCCUUAGCAGUAUUUUAAUGUUUGUCAUGUGAAAAGGUCACACUCUGUGAUCUUACUGAGCUAGCCUUUCAACGAAUAAUUCUGUGCAGUCUAUAACAACACGUGUUUCAGGAUAAAGGGCCUUGAUACAGUUUGGCAUGGUCAUCAACACACUCUCUUGUUGGCCAAAUUGGCAUCAUCCGAAAAAAGUUAUGCAGGAAGUCAAUCCAUGUUGUGGAAAUUCUUGACAAAUGAAUGACAGAGAUAGAAGCACUGUAUGCAAGGUCUUCUUCUUCAAGCUACCCCAAACGCAGUCGAACCAAUACAAGGAAAAACUCCUGCUCUGGUAUAAAUCUUCGUUUUGGUCCCUGUUUAACAUGGUCUGGGUUUGUGAAAUUCUCUGAAUUGGUGCCAGAAUCAUAAUAAACUAACUUGUAAGCCGCAUCUCCAAAGGAUUUUAACAGCAGUUUAAAAGUUAUGUAAUCAGGUAGGCCAGUAUAAAAUCUGAACAUUUUGUCAUCUUCCUUUAUAUCAUCUAAGGUUAACCCUGCCUUUUUCCAUUUAAGAGCAGCCUUUCGGCCAUUCCAGCAUUUUCUGAUCUGAGUCUUUUAUUCUCAAUUCUAAGUCUUUGGUUCUCAUCUUGUAGCAGCUGAAUUCUGUCUUGAAAAUCUUUCUGUUCAUCAAUUCAUGAGUUCUGUAACUGAAACGAUCCAUGCUCGUCAUCAGUUUCCAAUUCAACUUGUUCUGAAAAAAUGCUUCGUGGACUAGGUUCAAAGAGCACACUGUUCCUGGCCUUGGUUGUUGAUCUUGGCUUGAUUUGCUUGUCCUUGGCUGUUUUUGGAGUCAAAGUUGGUGUGCUGCACAUGAAAGUCUUCCUGCUGCCAGGGAAAUGCUUUGAGCAGACUCGAUGCCCUGAUGUCGGCUUGAAAUCUUUCCUGCCAACUAGAUGAAUCCACUGCUUCCUCAGAAGCUGCUUUUCCUCUGACCGACCAUCAGGAAAAUUGUAAAAAAAGAGGUGAGGGUCUCUUUUGCUAUUACUGAAACAUUCAGGGACGCAACAGGUGUACCCUCUCUUUCCUCCUUGUCUUCGCUUGAUGUCUUCGGUUCCUGGUCUAUCACCUUCAUGGCUUCUUGAUUCAAUAUAGGCUCCCUGUCUUCUGAAAUAGAAUUUAUGCCCGGGCAAGAGUUUUUAAAAAUACUAUGGCUUUGAUUUCUCGCUUGAUUUGUGGCUGAAUCUCUAUAUUCUGACAUAUUUGUACGAUGCUUUUUAAGCUGUUUUUCACGAAGUCGAUUCAUAAAAAUCAACAGUUUGGUUGCCUGCAUGACCACUUGUCCCAGAAUGCAAAGCGCAAAUUCGCAUUGAAGACGUAAUUAGGGUAAAGGUCUAUUGAAGUUAACAGACACGUAUUAGGAAAACAGCUUACAAUAUCAGCAAAAAGAGAAAGGGCUAUCGAUUUUGAACUAGCCCUGAAGUAUCCCCUUUGCACCAUGCCACUUACAGUGGUGGAUCCAGCGGGGUGCAAAGGGUGCAGUCAGACUUUCAAAGUACUGUUUCUUGUACCUGUUCCUGUGCGUGUUUCCAAAAAAAGCUAAAGAUUUCUACUGAUUUGAUGUUUUCAUCUAUUUUGCAUGAAAAAUACCCUUUUAUCCAAAUAAUUUUCUUUUGUCGCAUUAAUGUUUAUAAUAGUGGCAUUUUCACCGGAACGAAAUUCUGGUAGAAUGCAAGUGCUGACCAAAUAUAUUGCGGAUGACAAAAUCAUCCUCCAAUGAAAUCCCAUUAUUCCAUGCUAUUCCGAGCACCGGUGGGUUCCUAAAUUAGAAUUGUCACGAACGGAGCUAGCCAGUUAACUCUUUUCUCACCGGUGCUCAGAUCCAGCAUUAUCCAAUCAUUUGCUUUUUCACCGGUGGUCAACGUCAUCUGAGCACCGGUCAAGACGAAAUAGCCAACAAAAAAUCAGGGAAAUUGAUGGAUAGGGAACUGGCAUAGGCUUUUGGGAUUUGCAGCGAUUUUUGGUGGUAUUAUAGGUGCAUGAACAGGAACGUUGCUUUGAUAUUUAUGGCAAAAGAAAAGCCUGGGCGUUGCGAAAGUUUUCGAGUUUUAUAGGGAAGUCAAUAGCGCUGACUCGCUCACUGAUUCACAGCCCUUUUCUGGAAGUGUAGCGAAGCUACAGCCCAAGAUACCUAUCUAUCAGAUAAGUGGUAACAUGCAAACUUUGUGGAAAAUUGCAAGACAUCAGCAAAUAUUACAUGCAUCUGGUUGAGGAAUAGGGUGACAUGCCAGGUUGCGUUUUAUUAGCCAUGUUAUUAGUUGAUUUGAGUUUCACAAACGUUAAUCGAUGUUGUUUGUUUUGAGGUAAUUGUGAUACUACGACAAAGCUUUAAUUGAAAUGUUGAGAUAUUCCCCUUGUUUUUUACGCGAUUAAUGGCAUCACAGCCCCCUUUGUGAUUUCUUUAAUGGAAGAAUAGUUCAAAGAGGCGUGUAAAUGCCUGUCAAAGUUCUUGGAACAUCAAUAAAAAUUUUAACAUAAUAUAUUAAAUGAAAGAGAAGUAAAAUUCAUUUUUUAAGAAUACAAUUCCAAGCUGCAAAAGAUAGCUUUCAACCAGUUUAACGAAUUUCGUAGAACAUUUUCUAAAUUUUCAUGAAAUACAUUGCCUUAUUUUGUACAAUACUUUCCUUGCUUCCAUAGCCACUUUUGUUUACCGUAAUCUAUCAUAUUUUUGGCCCCAUUAGCGAGUGGGGCCUAUUGAGAAAAAGAUAAAAAUUCACCAAUAAAAAAUUGAGCUUUGGAAUUUAAACAAUGAUUGUUUUUAGAAAAAUGGGCAUAAUAAUUACAAGAUUUCAUUUUCAUCCGAGUCGAAAUCCUAGUAGAUUUGCAAAAGUACUGGUGUGGCAUCUUGAAUAUUUAAAUUGUCAAAACCUACAAAUGUCUUUUUAUGUAAUUCUGUCAGUAGUUGCUGAAGAUUUUCCAAAUUGAAAUAGCAUAGGUUUUAUUCAAUUUAUUUAAACUGAUUACUAUUGUUAAGAUUUGCAAAAUUAUAUUUUCAAAAUAUUUGGAGGGUGCUAAUUAGAGAAAUUUUGCUCAAAAGGGGGGGGGCCUGCAUUAGAGAGGGACGCUCAUUGGAAAAAAUACGCUACUUAACAUCGCCACCGAAAAUGAACGUGGUCAAUUUGUUGGGGAUGGUCCCUUCAACUGAGCACCGUUCAAAAAAUUUCCUGGAUCCUCUUCUAACUUAGUAUUGCAAAUGCUGAUGGAUCUCAAAGAAAGAUGGUUAGAAGCAAGCUAAUGGAAAUAAUUUCAAAGAAAGCUAGUUUGGUAUUGACCCAUUCAAGAGAUAGUCAGCCUCCUAGGAACAUGGUCUCAGCGUUCAUAAUCGUUCUGAUGGCAAGCAUGUGGCAACUCACGUUAAUUCCUGAAACAUAUGAAGAGCUCACAUGGAAAUUUUUAAGAAGUUUACCUACCGGUUACAGUAGAGUAGAUAUAGGUGCUGAUACAUAUCGUGAAAAAUCUAUCAAAGGAGCGGAACGUUAUAAAUGAGGAAGUUCAAGCGAGAUCAUUAUUUGUUCGCCAAAGUCAAAAGUAGUCAAAGGGCUUUUGAAGAAUGGAAAAAACAAGAUCGGUAUGAUAUUGCUGAUAAGGGAAGUGAUGGAGGUCAAAUGGCUCGAUAAAGAGUUUCCAGAUAACAGUGAAAAUUUACUGUUCGACCAAGAUUAUGAUGCACUUUAAGCAAACGAUAUAGAGAGGGAUGAAGAGAGUGAGGAAGAUGAAGAAAACUAACAAGGUAUCUAUCAAGUGAUUUAUUUAGUUUGACUUCUUGUACCUGCCAUAGACCGGUUGUGCAAAAUUAGGAAAGUGGACAUAAACGAAGUUUUGGUUGCGUGUAGAGGUAAUUUUUCCUUUUAUGGUAAAGAGUGACAGCCUGUUCAAAAAGUAGCCUUACCCUAUGGACCCUAUGUGGUCAGAAUUAUUUUAUUUUAAAUAAAAACAGCGGUUUCACAAAUCGCAUCAAUAACCCUUCUAUAACCUAAUGCUUCAAUCACCAAUCUUCGAGAAUAUACAUGAAGAAAAUUGUUUUUCUGUAUUUGGUAAAGGGUAAAAUGAGUCACGUGGCCAGAAAGAUCACCCUCAAGGAUGCCCAAACUUGUUCUUGAUGAUUGUCAAUAUAUUGUCAAUAUAAUCUUCAGUUAGAUUACGCUUUGGUCGUUUAAAACGACAAAUAAUUUAAAAACUCCUCCGCAGAGGCAGUAGGCCUAAGAUACCAGGAAGAAAAGCCCCCCUGCUACCAGACGCACCAGCAGAUCCCCGUUUACCAUCGCGAUUCUGAAUACCCUGGUCUCUAGCUAACUGGAAUCUCAUUAUCACCUUCAGUUCUUAUCUUUGCCCCCCUCUGCCAACAAUGUUAUGUACAUACUGCAGAUUAUUUGCUUCAUUUGCAACUACUUUUUGCUCAUGUACCAUAUUUGCUUGUGUCAAAGCUGCAACUACAUAAUUUUAUCCAAAAACAGCUUUCAAUUUUACGAGUUGUUCCUAUUCAAGAGUGGAUGCUUUUUUCUUAAAACAUUUCAUUAGGAAAAAUUUGAAUAUUCCAAUAUUACUAAUUUGAACAUUCAAAUGGUGGCUUAAAGUUGGUUAAAAUUUGCAUGUCCAUGAAAUACCAUUGAUGUGUCUCUAUUUCCUAACAACCUUAAUGUAUCACUAUGUCUUAAUGAAUUAUUCUAAAGACACUGUCAAAAAAUAUUUUGAUUGUAAAAGGGUCAAAUCAUCGCGGUUUCCAAUUGAAGAUUCCAUUUCUCAAUUCAAGGGACCUUUGUUAAUUUUUCCCCUUUCAAAAUGUAGCUUUUGCCGGAGAUUGGGCUUGCAGCUUAGAGCUGUCUUGUUCUAUACAUUAUAGAAUGUUGUUAUUUGGAUUAAAUAUAGUCAUGAAAGUUGUAAGGGUCUAACCGUGUGCAUAACUGAGUUUUAAAUCAUCGGCCAAGUGGUAGUUUUAAAAAACUAUUUUUGGUUAUAAAUUUGCUGGUCUUUGAGAUAUUGAUAUGAAAUAAUCUCCAGGAGCAGGAGGCUGGUGAUUAAAAAACUCUGUGGUACUUGAUCGAUACAAGCACAUAUUGGCAUUAUGGAGAAGAGCACUGACAAUGUAGAGCUGACCCACAGGACUCAACCCAAUUUUCUGAUUUUUCUCGAAGUCCAUGAAAUUAAAACUAUUGAUGAUAUCCCCAAAAAUCGAUUCAACUAACACCCUAACUCGGCUCAUGGACUAAUCAAAUGCAUGCUCUGCUGGUGUUAGGUUGGGUCUUUUGGGAAAUGGGCGUUGUGAAUAAACACUGUGGGGCAUGCAGGAUCAUCAUACAAACAUAGUGCUUGACCUUCUGGAGAGAAAGAAUAUUCUACCAGUUGAGGUAAAAGCCCAGACGUUGCAAGCAAAGCAAUGUCAUGAUGACUUCCCUCUACAGGACCAACCAGGUUGGCAAUCAAACCAUUUGGUGCAACUACAGAUUGAAAUUUGAUUGCAUGCACCCAUUUGUAACUGUUGAAAACAGGCCUUUGAUUGUGUUUCGGCUUGCAUAUGGGCCUAACUGUACCGUCAAUAAAUCAAGGUUGGUCUAAGGUUGGUCUAAGAUCUGGAGAAGGUAACCAAACGGUGUGUGUAACAUGCCUACAAGCAUGUUGGAAAUCCCCAUCAUGCGCUCAACUGGGAACUGGGCGACCAAGCCUUGGAAUUAAAUCGCCAUAUCUGUGAGGAUAUGAGUGGCAACAAAAGAGGAUGCAAAGUGCUUCAGCGGAGUCAAAAACAACACCCUUGUAGAUCUCUGGUGGCAGAUGAAGAGUAUCUAUCAGGAUGUAAACAUCUUCCUUCCUAAAUCGGAACUCUUCUUUACACUCAUCAGCAUCCAUCUGCUCCAAAUCAAACCUUUGGUAAUGCCAAUACGGAAAGUACGGAUUCCUUCAGACAUUUGUGUCUGCCAGGAGAAGUGACUCUUUCCCAUUGAUGAGACGUGCAUCAUUAGCAUAGAAAAUUUAAUUAAAGGCAUUGAGUCAUGGUAGAUAUACCUUCUCUAUAGGGGGUCAUUUGGUUUCAGGGUCAUCGAUGCUAUAUAGGGGGUCAUUUGGUUUCAGCGUGAUCGCUGCUAUUUCGUGUGAUACUUGCAUUCGUUGUUGACAACUUGCUAUUGAUGAAAAUUGCUUUGUCAAUCAGUACGAGGUGAGUUCAUGUGACCGGUUCCAGAUCAACGAAUAGCGUUGCAGUCAUGAAAAUCAUGACUCAGCGGAUUUUGGCACCUAGGGUAUACCCAAUCCAUUUUAUCAUGACUCAAUGCCUUUAACUCACUGAACGUUAGCCAUGUUGGCUCUGAGUCGUCAAUGUUAGAUUUUGUGAAAACAACAAAAUCAAAUUGGGACACUGUUGGGACGAUGUGACAGCACUAGUUUACAGGAACCCUGUGAGUCGUUGUCUUGGAAAAUCGUAAGCUUUUUAAUUUCCCAUCAUCCAAUUCGUCAUUUUCUCUUCAUUUUAUUUCUAUAUCUACCUCAUUUAUAGAAAAUUUUCCUCACAAAUUUUCCUCACAUGGUUGCUUGUGACUGCCAUGACCAUUU